CGGUGAAAAAACGUUUCGUUCGUGGGCUGACGCACGGGCUCUCCUCCCCCCGCGCAGCGCCCCCGAGCUCCAGAUCGGGAGGGGAGCUCCCGAUCCAGAGCCCCUCGCCGCCCCGCUGCCUUCGCGCUCGGCCUCGCCACCGGCCGCUGCGCCGCCGUCGACCAUAGCCGGACCUCCACGUCUCGCGCCCCUUCUUAUGGUGCAGCCAUGGCCACCGGCCGCUGCGCCGCUCACCACGACGAGCUGCUCAACACUCUCCUCGCCGCCGCGGGCAACGGCCGGGAGGAGGAGGAGGACGCGCGGGAGGCACGGCAGCGUCAGAAUCAACGCGUCGAAUCCGGCCUCGGCUUACGGCAACACGGACGUGGAUGCUCUGGCUGCGACCGCCGUGCUCUAUGCCCCGACCCUGCUCGCCGAGUCCGUCCGACCUGGUGAUCUCGCCGGCCAGCGACGGGAGGAGGGUGGCAAGCUGAGCCGGAGGAGAGCGAGGCGUCCACGUUACUUUAAGUGCAAAGCAGAGAAACACACACACACACACACACACACACUCAGGCACGAGCACAAGCUCUCCUCGCCUAUGGUUACGGCGCCGCCGCCGCCAUGCGCGGCCGCGCGGAGCGGAGGCCGUGAUGGCAAGGCAGCCCUUUGGAGGCGCUCCUCCCUGACCAGGCCCAACCCCCGCUCCACCAGCUCGACCUCCUAUUUCCUUCCCAAUGCCGGGCACUGCCCGCUCUCCUCUCUGAUUUCCGGCAUGGAAAACCCUCUUCUCCGACUUUCGGCCUCUCCCCAACCUCUGACCGGUGCUGCGGGACAUAUAAAACAUCUGCCCUCCAUGCCAUUGCAACUUCCAGCCUCGACGUCCAUCGCCUUCUCUAGAUCCAGCGGCCAUCUGCACGGCUGCACGCCAACUGUUCGGUCAAUUGACCCAACAGACACGAGGAAGAUGAGUGUAUCGUGCAAGAGGAGAUCCUGGCCGCCGUCCUGUGCCUCGGCGACCAGUACGACCAUGUCCUCGCGUGCCUCCUGCUGGUUGAUCCGGUCUUACACACCUCAUGUACCCAGGGCCAUCCACACCCAUUUUGACCGUUCAUUAGAUGUUUAUCGGCUAGCAGGGGAGGCCAUGAACAAUCUUUAAAAAAAACCAGGUGCAAGUGCUGAGUUACAACACGACAUCGACGACGCAAAAGCCAGUAUGUUUGAGCUAAGGGAACGAGCUAGGGACAGUACCACCCGGCUACCCCAGCACUUAAGCUGACUGUCCAAUUCCACUUUCAUCCAUGGAGGCUGCGGUUUAAUCCUCAG
Molecule: messenger RNA, 1302 nt
Organism: Triticum urartu
Lineage: Eukaryota; Viridiplantae; Streptophyta; Magnoliopsida; Poales; Poaceae
Source: RefSeq, a predicted model, not a curated record